This is a messenger RNA of Vigna angularis (adzuki bean), 1750 nucleotides long. Its product is annotated as kinetochore-associated protein KNL-2 homolog. Lineage: Eukaryota; Viridiplantae; Streptophyta; Magnoliopsida; Fabales; Fabaceae. Bases 246 to 1421 code for a protein of 391 amino acids. The transcript has 9 exons. The record is from RefSeq and is a predicted model, not a curated record.
CGCUUUAACUCUAGUUUCUGGGCACAGUGCGCGAACAACUCCACAUCGAGGUGUGGCACGAGUGGUGUAGGAGAAAGAUUGUUCGUCCAAGAAAACGCAAUGCAAGCUGCAUCUUCAGCCAUCUCAUAACCCUAAGAUUUCUUACGCUCUCAUUUGCAAGAAGUUUGGUAAUUUGAAAGCACCAUUCUAGAAGCUACAUCCAUGGUUUGGAGCGGAAUAACUGAAACAGAGAGAACAAUCCACUAAUGGCUGAUUCCACUCCGACCGCAACUCCUUCAAACGACAACGAAUCGUGCGUUUUCCAACGAACGGUCACUUUAUAUGAUUGGUGGUUGAUUAAAGCCACAAACGACUUCCAAGGAAAGCGUUUAGCCGUUGCAGGCGUCUCAUCGAGAAAGGAUGAGGCCAUGCGCGUGUUUGUUUCUGCUCCCGUUAUCAAAAGAUACGACAUGUUUUCUCUCAAGACUGCGGAUGGGAUAUACCUUUUAAUGAGUGGUUUCAUCAACGAGCAGCGCAGUGUUCAAAACGGUUUCGACCCUCAGGUUUUGGACCGAUUUUUAUUUGGCUUCCCUCCGGACUGGGAAAGCCAUGCUCUAGAUUUCUCCAAAGAAGAAUCAACCACGGGGAAUGAUUCGGGUAGUGCUUGUCUUGAUGACGUACCGGCUAGCUGUCCAGAAAUUUUAUCUGAUGUUGCUAUCGCAGGUGUGGAAAAUUGCAUUCCUACUUUUUCUGCAUCACCGGAAAAGGCGCAGGGUGAUCGGGAAAAGGCAUUCCCUGAAAAUGAAUGCAACGUGUCAAAGGAGGUGGCUGGUGUUAAGGUUACUUCUAGUAGAGGUAGGGAAAGACGAAGUGCCAAGUUGCAUGAUGUUGAAGUAUACCAGCGGAAGAAACCGUCUUCUUCUGGAUUGCCUCCGAAGAAUCCAAAUAAUAAGAACCAUAUUUCAGUGGCGGCCUUAGAUAAUUGUGAUGAAGUGGGACCAAAAAGUCCGGAAACACCUAUUCAGUCACAACCAUGGAGACAACUACGCACAUCAUCUGAACAGAUAGUACAAAAAUCUGCCUCCAUAAUUUCUAGAACAUUGUCACCAAAGACCGAAGGCUGUCAUAAGAAAAAAGUCGUCAGGCCUAAGGGACGGAAUAAAUCUUCCUCUGCUGGGAAAAGUUCGCGAUUAAAAGAUCCAAGUCACUUGACCAAGGGAAGCGGACAGAAAAAAUCAACUGCUUCUCCUGAGUCAUCGAGUUUCAGAACAUCCAGAUCUGGCAGAUUGCUUGUACCUCCCUUAGAAUUUUGGCGCAAUCAAAUACCAAUAUAUGAUGCGGAUCAUGUGCUCAAAGAAAUUAAGGAUGGUGCAUCUUUGAUAUCACCUUGUAGGGUUUCUUCAUCAUCAUCGAGCAGUUGGUGGGUCUUUGGAAAAAUCUAGGAUUCAACUUGAUGGCUUCAUUCGUCAUUAGGAAGGACUGACUUUGAUAGAGGUGGGAAUGUUGCUGAAUGGACGAUGAAGUACAGAAUAAUUAACUGUAGCUGCUUAGUGGUUAGCAUUGUAUUGGAAGUGUAACCUACCUUCAUCAUUUGCUUGUAUUUUUAAAAUUUCCAUCGCUGAAAAGACAAUAUGCAUAUUUAUGUUGGUCUGUAGGACGUGGGUUAAAAGCUUUCGUACACUAUACUAACCAAGUUUCUUAGGGCUUGUUUAUAUUUUUGAGUCAUUUUUGAUCUAUAUUAAAUUGUGACAUAUGGUUUAUUGUCUUGUAA